CUAAAGAAGUAAACAGGUCAUGGCACGUUUAACAAAAAGACGACAGGCGGACACAAAAGCUAUCCAGCAUCUUUGGGCAGCCAUUGAAAUUAUCAGGAAUCAGAAGCAGAUUGCCAACAUUGAUCGUAUUACAAAGUAUAUGUCCCGAGUCCACGGUAUGCAUCCCAAAGAGACCACCCGGCAGCUGAGCUUAGCUGUGAAAGAUGGUCUUAUUGUCGAAACUCUAACAGUGGGCUGCAAAGGUUCAAAAGCUGGUAUUGAACAGGAAGGAUAUUGGUUACCAGGAGAUGAGAUUGACUGGGAAACAGAAACUCAUGACUGGUAUUGUUUUGAAUGCCAUUUGCCUGGAGAGGUGUUGAUAUGUGACCUGUGUUUUCGUGUGUAUCAUUCCAAGUGUUUGUCUGAUGAGUUCAGGCUUAGAGACAGCAGUAGUCACUGGCAGUGCCCAGUUUGCAGGAGCAUUAAGAAGAAGCACUCUAACAAGCAGGAGAUGGGCACCUACUUGAGGUUCAUCGUCUCCCGCAUGAAGGAGCGGGCUAUAGACCUUAAUAAAAAAGGAAAGGACAGUAAGCAUCCUAUGUACCGGAGGCUGGUCCAUUCAGCUGUUGACGUCCCUACCAUACAAGAGAAGGUGAAUGAGGGGAAGUACCGGAGUUACGAGGAGUUCAAGGCUGACGCACAGCUGCUUCUCCACAACACAGUGAUCUUCUAUGGAGCAGACAGUGAGCAAGCGGACAUUGCAAGGAUGUUAUAUAAAGACACGUGUCAUGAGCUGGACGAGCUGCAGCUUUGCAAGAACUGCUUCUAUCUGUCAAACGCACGGCCCGACAACUGGUUCUGCUACCCUUGCAUACCUAAUCAUGAGCUGGUGUGGGCUAAAAUGAAAGGUUUUGGGUUUUGGCCAGCCAAAGUCAUGCAGAAAGAAGACAAUCAAGUGGAUGUUCGCUUCUUUGGCCAUCAUCACCAGAGAGCCUGGAUUCCUUCUGAAAAUAUUCAGGAUAUCACAGUCAAUGUUCACCGACUGCAUGUGANGCGCAGCAUGGGCUGGAAAAAGGCCUGUGAUGAGCUGGAACUGCAUCAGCGCUUCCUCCGUGAAGGAAGGUUCUGGAAAUCUAAGAAUGAGGACGUGAAGGAAAAGUGUAAGGAAGAAUUUGUAGAGGAGAUCAAGAAGCUAGCGGCACAGCACAAGCAGCUCAUUUCUCAGACCAAGAAGAAGCAGUGGUGCUACAACUGUGAGGAGGAGGCCAUGUACCACUGCUGNUGGAACACGUCCUACUGCUCCAUCAAGUGCCAGCAGGAGCACUGGCACGCAGAGCACAAGCGCACCUGCCGCCGGAAGAGAUGAGCCUG
Molecule: messenger RNA, 1350 nt
Organism: Mus pahari (shrew mouse)
Lineage: Eukaryota; Metazoa; Chordata; Mammalia; Rodentia; Muridae
Gene: Zmynd11
Product: zinc finger MYND-type containing 11
Exons: 12
Coding region: 20-1345 (441 amino acids)
Biological process (GO): regulation of transcription elongation by RNA polymerase II
Molecular function (GO): DNA binding; transcription corepressor activity; protein binding
Source: RefSeq, a predicted model, not a curated record